Molecule: messenger RNA, 6294 nt
Organism: Phalacrocorax carbo (great cormorant)
Lineage: Eukaryota; Metazoa; Chordata; Aves; Suliformes; Phalacrocoracidae
Source: RefSeq, a predicted model, not a curated record
UGGGAACAGCACGCCCUGCCCUUGGCGCUGCUGCCAGGGCCACAGUUCAUUCAGGAAACGGAGAAGGGGCUUUUCUUUGCCGAAUUACAUAAUCCAGCCAAGAACUUCAGCAAUGUAGAGGUUUGCGUACCCGCUUUCGCAGACAAGUGCAGCUGUGCCAGGGAAAGGGAGGCCGCAGCGGAGUGAGCGAAGCAGUUCCAAUGUGGACACACAGCGUGGCUCAUCCCAGAGAGGGCUGAAUUGCGGCGUUCCCAGCGCCGACAUGUGCUCGGGGAUGCGCCUUGUCCCCAGCGCCCCGGCCCCCGGGGGAGUCCCUGGAAUCACUCGCCCUGGCCCUGCGGGGAGCGCUUCACCUCAGUUGGUGCCUGAGCAGCACAUGGGCCCCGCACAAAGGGCUCGGUGCCUCCCCGGGCUCACCGGCAGCACCAGGCCACAGCGAGCUGCCCGCGCUCGCCUCCCUCCUCUGGCCCACUCUGCUCCUGUGCUGUCCUUGCAGCCGGGGUCACCGGGAGAGACACCUGGGCCAGCCACUGCACCAGGGGUUGCACCUGACUGGUCGUGCCUGCUUCUGACCGGGGAGGAUUUCCCCGGCGCUGGGUGAAUUCCCUGUGCGGUGAGAGCGAGACCUUCCCUACCCCACCGGCGCAGGAGGCGGUAAAGCCCCGAAGCCUCCGCGCCGCCUCGUCGUGAGCGCAGGGAGGGCACCGGCAGCCCCCAGCGUGUGAGCUGAGCUGGGGGGACACGCAGGCUGUGGAGCCUGAGCGAAAAAACCUGCCACUGUGACCUUUUGCUGAGCGAGUUCCCCUGCGAAAAGCACCUCGCGCUGACCUCACCGCCGCGUGGCAAGUAGCUGUGGUUCCCCAGUAAUUUUUUUUUUUUUUUAACAAUUAAACCGAAACCCGCCUGCCACCACCCGUCCUUCCCGGCGCCUCCGGCGUCCACUUUCCCUCUGAGCGGGUGCCGCGGGACGUGGGGUGGCCAUGGCGCUCUGCACGCAGGCUCUGGAGAGACAGCCAGAAUUUUUUGUUCACAUGGCAGCAGCAAACUCUACUCCACCUGGCUCUUUGGAUUUAAACCAGCCUGGAUUUGCAAAGGAGAUACUGGGAACUAAACUGGAGGUCAAAUACCUCUGCUCUGAUUGCAAGAAUAUAUUGAGGAGGCCGUUUCAAGCUCAGUGUGGACAUCGCUACUGUUCCUAUUGUCUGAAGAAAAUUAUAAGUGCUGGACCUCAAAAGUGUGCCACCUGUAUUCAGGAAGGAAUAUAUGAAGAAGGAAUUUCUAUUUUGGAAAAAAGCUCGGCUUUCCCAGACAACGCGGCUCGUCGGGAGGUGGAAAGUCUGCCUGCUGUCUGUAUUAACAGUGGCUGCACUUGGAAGGGGACUAUUAAAGAAUAUGAGGCUCAUGGUGAAGUUUGCCCUGAAUUUCCACUGACUUGUGAAGGCUGUGGGAAGAAGAUUCCAAGGGAGAAGUUUCGGGACCAUGUGAAGACUUGUGGCGGAUCUAAAGUGCCUUGCAGAUUUGAGGUUGUCGGAUGUGCUGAGGUGAUGUUUGCGUUCAGAUAUUCGAACAAAGUGGUGCUUCAAACCCUGUUCAAAUGGAGCUUAACAUCAUCUGCUGUCCAGAGUUUGGGUAUCCAGAGAAUGAAAUUAACGUGGAAGGAAACCUCCUCCUUGAGGAACACCCUGAGUGUUUUGAGACUGGUGUUUAUGCUUCUUUCAGCUGUGGAAAAUGAAAAGCUACCAGAACACGAAAGCAAGUGUUUGGCGGAGCAUCUCUACAUGCUGCUGAGUUUUGUGCUAAGCCUCAAGGCUGGGUCUGGAGACCUAAAGCCCCUUCCUGCCAUUUCCUCAUCACAAAACAACUCCCCACAACUGGCAGCAAACUCUCUGGGCUUGGAGUCGAAGCUCUCCAAGUCCCUGGAGCUCUUGGGAAGAUGUGAGGCCCUUGAGAGGAAAACGGCAACCUUUGAGAACAUUGUCUGCGUGCUCAAUCGGGAGGUGGAAAGAAUGUCUCUAACAGCCGAAGCCUACAGCCGGCAGCAUCAACUAGACCAGGAGAAAAUUGAAACACUGAGUAACAAGGUCCGGCAGCUGGAAAGGAGCAUUGGGCUCAAAGACCUGGCCAUGGCUGAGAUGGAGGAAAAGAUCCGCAACAUGGAAGCUUCCACCUACGACGGUGUUUUCAUCUGGAAGAUAACGGAAUUUGCCAGGAAGCGUCAGGAGGCGAUAACAGGCCGCUCUCCUGCGAUCUUCUCUCCAGCAUUCUACACGAGCAAGUACGGCUACAAGAUGUGUCUGCGCAUUUACCUGAACGGGGAUGGCACUGGGCGUGGGACCCAUUUGUCCCUGUUUUUUGUGGUGAUGAAAGGACCCAAUGAUGCGCUUCUGCGGUGGCCCUUCAACCAGAAGGUAACCCUGAUGCUCCUGGACCAGAACAACCGGGAGCACAUCAUCGAUGCCUUCCGACCCGACGUGACAUCCUCCUCCUUCCAGCGACCCAUCACGGAAAUGAACAUUGCCAGCGGCUGCCCACUGUUCUGCCCUGUCUCUGUGAUGGAAUCCAAGAACUCCUACGUGCGUGAUGAUGCCAUCUUUAUUAAAGCCAUCGUUGAUCUCACAGGCCUCUAACCCUCCUCACCUCCAGGAGCAGUGAACACAGAGCCAGCCCCACGUGGGGCAUUCCCCUCUUGUGCUGCCCUUCAGGCAGGUCUCGGAGCAAGGAGGGGGCAAAAAGCAGAAGGGGAGAAGCCCUUCCCAAAAAGGGACCUUCGCUCUGAGCGGAAACAAGGUGUCUGAUGGGAACCUUCUUCCCUGGUGUCAGACAGACCUUCCCUGAGAAGAGGUUUGGGUGGACGUUCACAGUCUGCAGGGUACAAGAUGAUUUCCUGCAGGGACUUGGGUGUCUGAACUGCCGCUGUCUAGGCUUCCAGUGGAAACCAAUGCAGCUCUUGCUUUACCAGUUUAGUGCACAGCCUCAGUGCUCCCUAGUAAAACAAGGGUUUGGCCUGCCUGAGCACCACCUCGUGUGGAUGUUUGGCUCAGCCAUCCAGGAUUUUCUUCAGAGAUCUCCAUGUUCCUGGAAGUGUUGUGUGCUGCAGGGGUGCCAUUGCUCUGCGCUGCUGGCUGGUCUGCACCUUGGUGGACAGGAAGGGUGUGUGGCAGGCUCGGUGCAAGUGGGGCGAGAGAGGUGCCAACUGGUUUGCCGCUGUUUUGGUGCCAUCGGUGCCUGCAGAGAGGGCUGCUGAACCAAGUUGUGCAGCAGGCAGGGGAGCAGUACCCUGUGUCUGGCCCUCGCUGUGUGUUUGAUGGGUGGUUUGUGCUUUGAGCGGUGUGCUGGGAGUAUGGGAUGGGUCAGGCAGUGCCCAUUGCCUGGGAGGGAGUGUGGGGCAACACUGGGGAUGCCUGUAGUGAGAGGGAAGAGAAUCUCCCCUGGAGACUGCCCGUCCUGUCCCAGGAGAGGAGGGUGACGCAGGGCUCAGUGCAGGACUUCAGCCCCUGAACCCUGGGAGCCCCAGGUGGGUUUUUAGCCAGACCCCAUCGUUCUCUGCCUGCCUGCACCUGAGCAGCAGUGGGCAGGAUGGUGGCAGUGCUGGAAGCUGUCUUUACACACGCACAGAUGCUUCUGAGCUGACUUUCAGCCCCAUCCCGGGGCAACUGCAGCAGCACAGAUGUGCCAGCCUUCCCAGGGCCCUCUCCAGCUACUGGGCACAUUACGGCCACAGCUCCGCUGCUGCCUGCGCCUGCGCUGCCGCUGUCCAUCUGCACAGGCACUCUCACCUCCGCAGCUGCAGUGCUGAUGGACACGGCCUGUCUCUUGUCCACCUGUGUGGUGGGCAGUUGCUGGCCAGCCCCUGCCCUCUCCACAUGCCUGCCUCACCCACAAGCAGCAGCUUUCCCCUGUCCUUCCCUCAGCUCUGGGAGCACCGUGCCUGCUGCUUUCCAGUCAUUGCACGCUGGAGUGCUCUGUCUGCUUGGCCCCUCAUUGAGCCUGCAGCCACCCGAGUAGGAUGUGGGGUGGCUGGAGAAGUCCUCAAAUGAAGCUUGCUGUUCCUUUUUUGUCUCUGAGCUCCUUGCACUGCUCCCUUCUGGGCAGCAAGUGCUCAGCACCCACAAGAAGGUCUCUGUAUUUGUGAAGAAACUGCUGCCAUGUCUCCAUCAUGGCUGGCUGGACCCUCUGGAGUUGUUUUGUUGUGGCCAUGAGUAACUCCAGACUGGCAGUUAGCCUGGCUGGACUCUUGAGGCUUUGCUGCCUUCUCUGUCUGUGCUUCCCUUACUGUGACCGAAUGCGCUGCAGGAGAUGGGUCAUUGGUGACAGCUGGCUACUGACCCCACCUUGCAAUAAUAGUCCAGGGCCCCGUCCAGCUCCUGUGCUGCUCCUCUGGCUGGGAGGGGGGCCAGCGGGGCUGGAGGGUGGGCACCCUCCUCUUGCUUGUGGCCGCGGUGUGUCGCCCUCGGCUGGGAGCAGCAGCAGCUCCCCGGGGGACACAAGGCUAUGGUGUGGGCACGAAGCCCCGCUGCUGGCAGGGCCUUGCCUGGCACCCAGCCCUGGCCCAUGGAUGUGGAGCCCACCCUGCUCGUGGUCUGCUUCCACCUCUGCUCUGGCACAGCUGCACAGCCACCCCGGCAGGGCCAGGGGAAUGAGCUGUGACCCAGGCAGGGCUUGGGGAGCCCUGCCAGGGCUGGCUGGCCCCCCACACCCUGUGUGGUGGUGCCACUGCCCUGACGGCUGGCACCUGGGGUGAUUUGGCGUGUCCCUGCUGCUGCUUGGGGGGACUCGGGGUGCCUGAUGGCCUUCUCCUGGCUGGUGGGCAGCUGAGCCAGACCCUGACCCAAGGGUGCUGUGCUGGCUGGGGGCUCUUCCUGCCUGGGAGCGGGUGCUGGGACAACCUUUGAGCCCCUCUUUGAAUUCUCCAUGUGGAUCUUUCCAUACCUGUUGUGUGCAAAGGCUGGGGCUGGGGGUGGACUCUGCUGUUUCAGCAGAAGUGGGGGGAGGCUGUGCCAGCACAGCAGCUCUGGGCGAGCUGGGGGUGCCCAUCAGGUGGGGUGGCUGCAGCAGGGUGGGCUGAGAAACCUCUGGGCAUGGCUGCUAUGAAAAGGUGAGGGGCCCUGUACAGGCAGGGCCUGCCUGUUUCUUCCCAAGGGCAGUUGGUCGGUGGGUGUGUGUCCGCCUGGAACUGCUCUUUGCAGAGCAGGGCUGAACCACUGCCUGUGCCCUGCCUUGCUGCUGCCUCCCCUGGGGCCCUCAGCUCUUCUCAGCAGUGACGAGUGGCAGGACCCUUCCUUUGCACAAGCCACUUUCCAGCCUGUCCUGAGGAAUGGAGCAAGCCCUGUGCUGCCACUGUCCACCUGUUACCUUAGGAGAAAAAAAAAAAAAGGCUUAGCAAAGCCCAGCGCUGCUCCCACCUGCAGCAGCUCUCCACAGCCAGGCCCAAGGGAGGCUCCCAGCCCUGCAGAGGCUGGGAAGGGCCUGGAAAGGGGGAGGAAAAUCAGCUCUGCUCAUUUAGCAGUUGGGAAUUAAGUGUAUUGGCCUGGGGCAGGGGGAGGUGUGGAGUGUGGUCUGAGUUGAUGUGAAUGUCUUUGCUCUUGUGGUGCUGGACACCCCCCCAAUGGCCUGCAGCAGGGCCGGGUGGCUCUAGCCAAGUGGUCCCGGGGGUGCCUGUGGAGACACUGGCUCAGCUGGGGGGGGGGGGGGUCGGUCUGGGCUGUUUCAGGGGGUGGGUCGUGGUCCUCCUGCCCCAGCAGGCAUCUGGAAGGUCUGUGCUUCAAGCAGAGACCAGGCUCUCCCCGUUGAUCCUGCAGAGGGGACAGCGGGGCUGUGCUGGUGUUGGGGAGGGUCGUGGCAGGGGUCUGGCACAGCAGGUGAGCCCCUGUGACAGGAGAUUGUACUCACUGCUGGUUUUCCCUUCCCUCGUGGUGUGGCUGAGGAGCGGCAGACCUGGUGCUGACAAUGCUGGCUGGCCCUUUUUCAUUUUUUUUAGCCGCUCUGGAGCGUGCAGUGGUAAUUGUAGUGUGUCCCAUGCAUUUCAGGCAGGGGUAUGGUACCUUCCUGGGCACAGCUCUGCCAGCCUGUCUGGCACACAGACACUUGGCACAAGCCACCACUGGAAUUUCUGUGUUGGUUUGGGUUUUUCUUCCUUCCCCCCCUUUCUUCUUUUUUUCCGAUUUGACCACAGCUAUCAGAGAACACCCAUCUCAGCCUGGCACUGUGAAGUAAGUUGUUUGGGUUUUAUUUUGGUUUAUUUUCUUUGAGGAUGGAGUAUGGGCAAAACCACUAAUAAAAGCCAUUGGAAGGGCA